UGUGUGUUAUCCACAGGUAGACACCAUGAACUACGUGGGCCAGCUGGCAGGCCAGGUGUUGGUGACUGUGAAGGAGCUGUAUAAGGGCAUCAACCAGGCCACACUGUCAGGCUGCAUCGACGUGGUAGUGGUCAGACAGCCUGACGGGACCUUCCACUGCUCCCCCUUCCACGUACGCUUUGGGAAACUGGGCGUGCUGCGCUCCAAGGAGAAAGUGGUGAGUUUUGGGGAUAACUGAUAGAGAGAGGUCAGAGUUUUUUCUGCAUAGAAAAUUAGUUUUUUCAGGCCGCCUAUGUCCAAACAGUAAAAAAUAAUCAUACAUAAUUUUGAAAAUAAUUUUCAGUGUAAACUUAAACGACUAAAAACAGAUAUAAAGUACACUACCGGUCGAACGUUUUAGAACACCUACUCAUUCAAGGGUUUUUCUUUAUUUUUACUAUUUUCUACGUUGUAGAAUAAUAGUAAAGACAUCAAAACUAUGAAAUAACACAUAUGGAAUCAUGUAGUAACCAAAAAAGUGUUAAACAAAUGAAAAUAUAUGUUAUACAGUGAGGGAAAAAAGUAUUUGAUCCCCUGCUGAUUUUGUACGUUUGCCCACUGACAAAGACACGAUCAGUCUAUAAUUUUAAUGGUAGUUUUAUUUGAAAAGUGAGAGACAGAAUAACAACAAAAAAAUCCAGAAAAAUGCAUGUCAAAAAUUUUAUAAAUUGAUUUGCAUUUUAAUGAGGGAAAUAAGUAUUUGACCCCUCUGCAAAACAUGACUUAGUACUUGGUGGCAAAACCCUUGUUGGCAAUCACAGAGGUCAGAUGUUUCUUGUAGUUGGCCACCAGGUUUGCACACAUCUCAGGAGGGAUUUUGUCCCACUCCUCUUUGCAGAUCUUCUCCAAGUCAUUAAGGUUUCGAGGCUGACGUUUGGCAACUCGAACCUCCAGCUCCCUCUACAGAUUUGCUAUGGGAUUAAGGUCUGGAGACUGGCUAGGCCACUCCAGGACCUUAAUGUGCUUCUUCUUGAGCCACUCCUUUGUUGCCUUGGCCAUGUGUUUUGGGUCAUUGUCAUGCUGGAAUACCCAUCCACGACCCAUUUUCAAUGCCCUGGCUGAGGGAAGGAGGUUCUCACCUAAGAUUUGACGGUACAUGGCCCCAUCCAUCGUCCCUUUGAUGCGGUGAAGUUGUCCUGUCCCCUUAGCAGAAACCCCCCCCCCCCCCCAAAGCAUAAUGUUUCCACCUCCAUGUUUGACGGUGGGGAUGGUGUUCUUGGGGUCAUAGGCAGCAUUCCUCCUCCUCCAAACACAGCGAGUUGAGUUGAUGGCAAAGAGCUCGAUUUUGGUCUCAUCUGACCACAACACUUUCACCCAGUUCUCCUCUGAAUCAUUCAGAUGUUCAUUGGCAAACUUCAGACGGGCCUGUAUAUGUGCUUUCUUGAGCAGGGGGACCUUGCGGGCGGUGCAGGAUUUCAGUCCUUCACGGCGUAGUGUGUUACCAAUUGUUUUCUUGGUGACUAUGGUCCCAGCUGCCUUGAGAUCAUUGACAAGAUCCUCCCGUGUAGUUCUGGGCUGAUUCCUCACCGUUCUCAUGAUCAUUGCAACUCCACGAGGUGAGAUCUUGCAUGGAGCCCCAGGCCGAGGGAGAUUGACAGUUAUUUUGUGUUUCUUCCAUUUGCGAAUAAUCGCACCAACUGUUGUCACCUUCUCACCAAGCUGCUUGGCGAUGGUCUUGUAGCCCAUUCCAGCCUUGUGUAGUUCUAUAAUCUUGUCCCUGACAACCUUGGAGAGCUCUUUGGUCUUGGCCAUGGUGGAGAGUUUGGAAUCUGAUUGAUUGCUUUUGUGGACAGGUGUCUUUUAUACAGGUAACAAACUGAGAUUAGGAGCACUCCCUUUAAGAGUGUGCUCCUAAUCUCAGCUCGUUACCUAUAUAAAAGACACCUGGGAGCCAGAAAUAUUUCUGAUUGAGAGGGGGUCAAAUACUUAUUUCCCUCAUUAAAAUGCAAAUCAAUUUAUAACAUUUUUGACAUGCGUUUUUCUGGAGUUUUUUGUUGUUAUUCUGCCUCUUACUGUUCAAAUAAACCUACCAUUAAAACUAUAGACUGAUCAUUUCUUUGUCAGUGGGCAAACGUACAAAAUCAGCAGGGGAUCAAAUACUUUUUUCCCUCACUGUAUUUGCAAUUCUUCAAAUAGCCACCCUUUGCCUUGAUGACAGCUUUGCACACUCUUGGCAUUCUCUCAACCAGCUUCACCUGGAACGCUUUUCCAACAGUCUUAAAGGAUUUCCCACAUAUGCUGAGCAGUUGUUGGCUGCUUUUCCUUCACACUGCGGUCAGACUCAUCCCAAACCAUCUCAAUUUGGUUGAUGUCAGGGAUUGUGGAAGCCAGGUCAUCUGAUGCAGCACUCCAUCACUCUCCUUCUAGGUAAAAUAGCCCUUCCACAGCCUGGAGGUGUGUUGGGUCAUUGUCCUGUUGAAAAACAAAUGAUAGUCCCACUAAGCCCAAAUCAGAUGGGAUGGCGUAUUGCUGCAGAAUGCUGUGGUAGCCAUGCUGGUUAAGUGUGCCUUGAAUUCUAAAUAAAUCACAGACAGUGUCACCAGCAAAGCACCCCCACACCAUAACACCUCCUCCUCCAUGCUUUACGGUGGGAACUACACAUGCGGAGAUCAUCCGUUCACCCACACCGCGUCUCACAAAGACACAGCGGUUGGAACUAAAAAUCUCAAAUUUCCACCGGUCUAAUGUCCAUUGCUCAUGUUUCUUGUCCCAAGCAAGUCUCUUCUUCUUAUUGGUGUCCGUUAGUAAUGGUUUCUUUGCAGCAAUUCGACCAUGAAGGCCUGAUUCACACAGUCUCCUCUGAACAGUUGAGUUGUGUCUGUUACUUGAACUCUGUGAAGCAUUUAUUUGGGCUGCAAUUUCUGAGGCUGGUAACUCUAAUAAACUCUGGGUCUUCCAUUCCUGUGGCGGUCCUCAUGAGAUCCAGUUUCAUCAUAGUGCUUGAUGUUUUUUGCGACUGCACUUGAAGAAACCUUCAAAGGUCUUGAAAUGUUCCGUAUUGACUGACCUUCAUGUCUUAAAGUAAUGAUGGACUGUCGUUUCUCUUUGCUUUUUUGAGCUGUUCUUUCCAUAAUAUGGACGUGGUCUUUUACCAAAUAGGGCUAUCUUCUGUAUACCACCCCUACCUUGUCACAACACAACUGAUUGGCUCAAACGCAUUAAGAAGGAAAGAAAUUCCACAAAUUAACUUUUAAGAAGGCACACCUGUUAAUUGAAAUUCAUUCCAGGUGACUACCUCAUGAAGCUGGUUGAGAGAAUGCCAAGAGUGUGCAAAGCUGUCAUCAAAUCAAAGGGUGGCUAUUUGAACAAUCUCAAAUCUCAAAUAUAUUUUGUUUAACACUUUUUUGGUUACUACAUGAUUCCAUAUGUGUUAUUUCGUAGUUCUGAUGUCUUCACUAUUAUUUUACAAUGUAGAAAAUAGUAAAUAUAAAGAAAAACCCUUGAAUGAGUAGGUGUUCUAAAACUUUUGACCGGUAGCGUACGUAGAAAAGAUAAUGGACCUAUAUAUUUUUAAAUAAGAUCAUCUUGAGAACCAACAAUUUUGUCACUGCGGCCAACAGGCGGGCCUCUAAUAUUUCCAGACCAAAACACUUGCUGUGAAAGGUAUGUAGGGUUGCAAAAUUCGGAUCAUUUUGCAACAAAUGUAAGGUUCCUGGAAUUAGGAAGGAAUAAGCGGGAAAUACAGCAUCAUCCAACCAGGAUUUCUGAAAACCUUGGAAUUUUGGGAAAGUUAACCGAAUUUUGUAACCCCAGUGAAAAAAUUCCCAGAGCUAAAUCCACCCAUUUUACCAGACACUUUAUCCAGCGCAACUAGGGUCAAGUACCUUGCUCAAGGGCACAUCGACAGAGCUUUCACCUAGUUGGCUUGGGGAUUUGAACCAGUGACCUUUCAGUUACUGGUCCAAUGCGCUUAACCGCUAGGCUACGUGCCGCCUGCCUAGAAUCUUUCUUACACCUUGCUACUGUAUUCCGCAUCAUCUCUGGCAGAUGGAAGGAUGUUGAAAACCUUUGUCUAGGUCUGUAAUGGCAGUUUAGUAUUACAGGGUUCCAUUUGCUUGUUCGCUCUAUCACAUCCAAUACUGACGUGUAAUUAGGGCCCUUUCAUGUUGCUGUGUGGAAAUGCUGCUGCUUGACACAGAUCCAGGUAUAAAGAAGUCCUUCUGAGAGAGCAGUUGAGAGUGAAUGUGGGGAGGACGACCAGCCCAGCUCAUCCUCCCGAGACACUGGGGUUGCAUCUCAAAUGGCACCUUAUUCCCUAUUUAGUGCACUACUUUUGACCAGGACCCAUAGGGAUCUGGUCAAAAGUAGUGAACUAAAUAGGUAAUAGGGUGUCAUUUGGGACAGAGGCAGGAGCACCGCUGUACCGCUACUGCUCGCCUCAGUCACUAUGGCAACACAGUUUUAGAUUUUCCUCUGCAUAGGGGAGGAGAGAUGGCCUUGAUACAGUACAGAGAGGAAUGUAACAUAACAGUGUGGGAGGACUGACACAGCAUCAGGCAAUGGAUUUGGUGAUGAUGCUAUCUUUUAUAAGAUCCUUUGAAAACUCAUAUAGCUACUGCACUGGUUGUAUUAUUGAUGGACAUACAAAUAUAUAUCCUUUACAGUGCCUUGCAAAAGUAUUUAUCCCCUUUGGCGUUUUUCCUAUUUUGUUGCUGCAAAGCUCCACAGCGGAGAUUGGAGUAUCUGUCCAUAGGACCACUUUAAGCCGUACACUCCACAGAGCUCGGCUUUACGGAAGAGUGGCCAGAAAAAAGCCAUUGCUUGAAGAAAAUAAUAAGCAAACACGUUUGGUGUUCGCCAAAAGGCAUGUGGGAGACUCCCCAAACAUAUGGAAGAAGGUACUCUGGUCAGAUGAGACUAAAAUUGAGCUUUUUGGCCUUCAGGGAAAACGCUAUGUCUGGUGCAAACCCAACACCUCUCAUCACCCCGAGAACACCAUCCCCACAGUGAAGCAUGGUGGUGGCAGCAUCAUGCUGUGGGGAUGUUUUUCAUCAGCAGGGACUGGGAAACUGGUCAGAAUUGAAGGAAUGAUGGAUGGCACUAAAUACAGGGAAAUUCUUGAGGGAAACCUGUUUCAGUCUUCCAGAGAUUUGAGACUGGGAUGGAGGUUCACCUUCCAGCAGCACAAUGACCCUAAGCAUACUGCUAAAGCAACACUCGACUCCCGAGCAAUACCUCCCGAGUGGCGCAGUGGUCUAAGGCUCUAGUGGCUGUGCCACUUGAGAUCCUGGUUUGAAUCCAGGCUCUGUCGUAGCAGGCUGCAACCGGGAGACCCAUGGGGCGGCGCACAAUUGGACCAGCGUCAUCCAGGGUAGGGGAGGGAAUGGCCUGCAGGGAUGUAGCUCAGUUGGUAGAGCAUGGCGUUUGCAACGCCAGAGUUGUGGUUUCGAUUCCCACGGGGGGCCAGUAUAAAAAAUAAUAAUGUAUGCACUCACUAACUGUAAGUUGCUCUGGAUAAGAGUGACUGUAAAUGUAAAAAUGUUUAAGGGGAAACAUUUAAAUGUCUUGGAAUGGCCUAGUCAAAGCCCAGACCUCAAUCCAAUUGAGAAUCUGUGGAACCCAUCCAACUUGAAGGAGCUGUAGCAGUUUUGCCUUCAAGAAUGGGCAAAAAUCCCAGUGGCUAGAUAUGCCAAGUUUAUAGAGACAUACACAGAGAGACUUGCAGCUGUAAUUGCUGCAAAAGGUGGCUCUACAAAGUAUUGACAUUGGGGGGGUGAAUAGUUAUGCAAGCUCAGGUUCUGUUUUUUUGUCUUAUUUCUUGUUUGUUUCACAAUAAAAAAUAUUUUGCGUCUUGAAAGUGGUAGGCAUGUUGUUUAAAUCAAAUGAUACAAACCCCAAAAAAAUCUAUUUUAAUUCCAGAUUGUAAGGCAACAAAAUAGGAAAAAUGCCAAGGGGGGUGAAUACUUUCGCAAGCCACUGUACAUAAAACAUUUAACAUUUUCUUCCUUUACUGAAACAGACCAUUAUCACUUUGUCUGCGUCCCAAAUGGCAUCCUAUUUCCUACAUAGUGCAUUUCUUUUGACCAGAGCCCUAUGGGGGCCUCUACACAGGCAGCCCAAUUCUAAGUGUCUUUUGACCAAUCACAUCAGAUCUUUUCACAUCAGAUGUUUUUCAGAAAAAAUAUCAGAAUUGGGCUGCCUGUGUGAACUUAGCCUAAGACUGCAAGCAAGUUUAUACACUGAACAAAUAUAUAAACGCAACAUAUAAAGUGUUGGUCCCAUGUUUCAUGAGCUGAAAUAAAACCUCCCAGAAACUUUCAAUACGCACCAAAAGCUUAUUUCCCUCAAAUGUUGUGUACACAUUUGUUUACAUCCCUGUUAGUGAGCAUGCCAAGAUAAUCCAUCCACCUGACAGGUGUGGCAUAUCAAGAAGCUGAUUAAACAGCAUGAUCAUUACACAGGUGCACCUUGUGCUGGGGACAGUAAAAGGCCACUCUAAAAUGUGCAGUUUUGUCACACAACACAAUGCCACAGAUGUCUCAAGUUUUGAUGGAGUGUGUGAUUGGCACGCUGACUGCAGGAAUGUCCACCAGAGCUGUUGCCAGAGAAUUUUGUAUUCAUUUCUCUACCACAAGCCGCCUCCAACAUCGUUUUAGAGAAUUUGGCAUUACGUCAAACUGGCCUCACAACAGCAGACCACGUGUAUGGCGUCGUGUGGGCGAGCGGUUUGCUGAUGUCAACGUUGUGAACAGAGUGCCCCAUGGUGGCAUUGGGGUUAUGGUAUGGGCAGCCAUAAGCUACGUACAACAAACACAAUUGCAUUUUAUCAAUGGCAAUUUGAAUGCACAGAGAUACGGUGAUGAGAUCUUGAGGCCCAUUGUCGUGCCAUUUAUCCACGCCAUCACCUCAUGUUUCAGCAUGAUAAUGCACUGCCCCAUGUCGCAAGGAUCUGUACACAAUUCCUGGAAGCUGAAAAUGGCCCAGUUCUUCCAUGGCCUGCAUACUCACCAGACAUGUCACCCAUUGAGCAUGUUUGGGAUGCUCUGGAUCGACAUGUACGACAGUGUGUUCCAGUUCCACAGCCAUUGAAGAGGAGUGGGACAACAUUCUACAGACCACAAUCAACAGCCUGAUCAACUCUAUGCGAAGGAGAUGUGUCGCGCUGCAUGAGGCAAAUGGUGGUCACCCCAGAUACUGACUGGUUUUCUGAUCCACGCCCCUUUUUAAGGUAUCUGUGACCAACAGAUGUAUAUCUGUAUUCCCAGUCAUGUGAAAUCCAUAGAUUAGGGCCUAAUUCAUUUAUUUUAAUUGACUGAUUUCCUUAUAUGAACUGUAACUCAGUAAAGUCUUUGAAAUUGUUGCAUGUUUCGUUUUAAUAUUUUUGUUCAGUAUAAAUGCCCUGGUUAUUAUAAAGUGUUAGGGGCUGUAUAUUUCAAGCUUCUGAGAGUAGGAGUGCUCCCCAGGCCAUGGGCAAAACUGAUCCUAAAUCAGCACUCCUAGUCUGAGACAAUUGAUACAUAUGGCCCCAGAGUUCCUCCAUAAAUGGAUGCCUGACCUGUCCUUUACCUCUGCAGAUUGACAUUGAGAUCAAUGGAGAACCAGUGGAGUUGCACAUGAAGCUGGGGGACAACGGAGAGUCUUUCUUUGUACAGGAAACCGAGCAGCAUAAUGUAAGUUUUAUAAGUUUUAUAAUCGGUCUAAUGACAACCACUGUUGACACAGCUUAUUACUGACUAUGUAUGUGUCCCAAAUGACACCCUAUUCCCUAAUACGUGCACUUAUUUUGAGCAAAUGUAGUGCAUCAUGUAGGGAAUAGGGUACCAUUGGGGAUGCAGUCUAUAACGUGAUCUUGUUGUGACUCGUUGUCUCUUUGUCACCCCGACCCAGGAGAUAAUCCCUGCCCACCUUGUGACGUCGCCAAUCCCCACAGAGGAGACUCUGUGGAGGGGCAGAGAGUCCAGAGCUGGGGGGUCGGGCCUGGAGGGUGGGCUGCAGCCGCCCCAUGGGGACUCAGAGGAUCCAGCCUCCUCCUCGAUCCCCCUCCUUCCCCCAAGCACCACAGCAGGGAAGAAGAAGAAGAGACGCAGGAGGAAGCACAAAGCAGACCCCCGUAAGGAGGAGCAACAGGCCUCCACUGCUGGUGGUGAGGAGGUCUGUGAGCUGAGCUCAGACGAGGAGCACGGUACACACAACAACGGCAGGUAACUGGACAGAGGAGUAGGGUGUAGUUGCCCCUAGAUGCGGAUCUUGAGCAGUUCACCCCCCCACACUAAUGGUUAAGGAUUGGGGGAGGGGAACCUGAUCCUAGAUCUGUACCUACGGGAACCUUCACCCAGAGCUAAUUGGACAGACAGAGGGGGCUGAUGGGGGCUCAAUGACUCCAUGGGCACACUCUCAGGUUGUGUCUGGGUGGGUCUGCUCUGCACAGUGUGUGUAGAGACUAGGGAGUGUUAACACUGUGGUCAAUGGGGGGAUCUUCUUCACUCCCUCAGGGCCUCCUCGUUCUCUACAGUGAAGGACUCAGUGGAACACAGGCAGCACCCUACCCUCCACUCCCUGGACAGCUACCCCUUCUCUGAUGGAGACUGGUCUCCCGGCGACAGCCACAGGUAUGACCCCCUCACUCAGUCACUCAGUCAAUAACUUCCUAAUCAAAUAUUUACACAGAUAAUGCAAACAGUCAGGAUCAUUAGGAAUAUUUUUUAUUUCCUUAGGAUUUAACAAAACAAAUCUAGCGUCAAUCUAGUGCACCUGAUUCUAAUAAUUAGCUGGUUGAUAAGCUGAAUCAGGUUAGUUACAACUGGGGUUGGAUUGAAAACUUACAGGAGGGUAGCUCUCCAGGAACAGGGUUGGAGAGCCCUGAUCUAAGGCGUGUUAUAGAGCAGUACACUGGACAGCCGUCAAUGCGCCUUUUAUUUUAAAGGUAAUGUUCCUGACGUCGGCUCAAGCUUCAAUUAUCUUAAAAGGCGCAUUGUCGAAUGUACAGUGUAUUGCUCUAUAACACGCCUUGGACUGAAUCCCAGCUUAGGUAGAUAUAAAUAAAAAUGCUAGCACGAACAUUGAUAAAAUAGCCCUGUGGAGCUGUGAAUACAUGUCCUCUUGUGGUCAAAGUAAAUGUAUUGUGCUGUUUUCUCGAUUGCAACAGAUCCCCAAGAUCCCUGUCUGAGCCCAUGUCUCCAAAGAGUGACUCAGAGCUGAUGGUGAAGUCAUCAGAGAGCAUGCUCAGAGCAGAUUCACACAUGCAGUGGUCUUGGGGAGAGUUCCCAGAAUCCACCAGGGUAAGGCCUAGGUCUUGCGUUUCAAAUGGCACUCUAUUCCAUAUAUAGAGAUGGAAACAUGCCAAACAUUUUAUAAUAUGAAAUCCCUAUACCCACUGAUUUCAUAUUGACUCUCUUUUUGUCCAGGUCAGUAAGAAAGAGCGCUCGGAGCUGCCUAAGACGGUGACUAUCACCCCAUCAGAGAGCACCCACUUCAGGGUCAUCCUCAGCUCUGAGGCCAUGGAGGUGGAGGCUGGGGGACUGCACACCUCUCUGGACCCGGUGUGUGGACCUGCCAUCGUCAAACCAGAGCCCCGGACCCUCAAACAAAAUACCCUCCACAGCUCCAAACACCAACCACCCGACCCUCUAUCUGAACCCCAUCAUCCCCCCAAACCCAUUCAUGACCAUUGUCCACCCCAACCUGAACCAUGUCCCCUCAAACCAGAACCAGGUGCUCUAACGUCAGAGCCCAGUCCAGACCUCUGUAUCCUGGCCAAGCCUGAACGGAGUGCCCAUUGGACCACUCCUCCCAGGGUGCUUGAUUCCAGCCAGAGGGACAGUGGCUCUGCUGCCUGUGGGGCCAGUUGCAUGGCCGGGGACCUGGGAUCCAUCGACUCCAAGACUGACUCCCCCUCCAAGAGGAAAGGUACUAAUUGUGCUUGUAAUAGCAACUGAAAGUAUUUUAAAAACCAAAUUGAACGUAUGCAUAGAUGGUUUAUAUAAAUAGCUUAUUGAUCAAGUAUAACACAUGACUUAGGCCUUUAUAAGGCUUCUGGCUUACUUGCUUAUGGCAGCACAAUGUGCCGGAUGAUGGCAUGUAUGUACAGUGGGGAAAAAAAGUAUUUAGUCAGCCACCAAUUGUGCAAGUUCUCCCACUUAAAAAGAUGAGAGAGGCCUGUAAUUUUCAUCAUAGGUUCACGUCAACUAUGACAGACAAAUUGAGGAAAAAAAAUCCAGAAAAUCACAUUGUAGGAUUUUUAAUGAAUUUAUUUGCAAAUUAUGGUGGAAAAUAAGUAUUUGGUCACCUACAAACAAGCAAGAUUUCUGGCUCUCACAGACCUGUAACUUCUUCUUUAAGAGGCUCCUCUGUCCUCCACUCGUUACCUGUAUUAAUGGCACCUGUUUGAACUUGUUAUCAGUAUAAAAGACACCUGUCCACAACCUCAAACAGUCACACUCCAAACUCCACUAUGGCCAAGACCAAAGAGCUGUCAAAGGACACCAGAAACAAAAUUGUAGACCUGCACCAGGCUGGGAAGACUGAAUCUGCAAUAGGUAAGCAGCUUGGUUUGAAGAAAUCAACUGUGGGAGCAAUUAUUAGGAAAUGGAAGACAUACAAGACCACUGAUAAUCUCCCUCGAUCUGGGGCUCCACGCAAGAUCUCACCCCGUGGGGUCAAAAUUAUCACAAGAACGGUGAGCAAAAAUCCCAGAACCACACGAGGGGACCUAGUGAAUGGCCUGCAGAGAGCUGGGACCAAAGUAACAAAGCCUACCAUCAGUAACACACUACGCCGCCAGGGACUCAAAUCCUGCAGUGCCAGACGUGUCCCCCUGCUUAAGCCAGUACAUGUCCAGGCCCGUCUGAAGUUUGCUAGAGUGCAUUUGGAUGAUCCAGAAGAGGAUUGGGAGAAUGUCAUAUGGUCAGAUGAAACCAAAAUAUAACUUUUUGGUAAAAACUCAACUCGUCGUGUUUGGAGGACAAAGAAUGCUGAGUUGCAUCCAAAGAACACCAUACCUACUGUGAAGCAUCGGGGUGGAAACAUCAUGCUUUGGGGCUGUUUUUCUGCAAAGGGACCAGGACGACUGAUCCGUGUAAAGGAAAGAAUGAAUGGGGCCAUGUAUCGUGAGAUUUUGAGUGAAAACCUCCUUCCAUCAGCAAGGGCAUUGAAGAUGAAACGUGGCUGGGUCUUUCAGCAUGAAAAUGAUCCCAAACACACAGCCCGGGCAACGAAGGAGUGGCUUCGUAAGAAGCAUUUCAAGGUCCUGGAGUGGCCUAACCAGUCUCCAGAUAUCAACCCCAUAGAAAAUCUUUGGAGGGAGUUGAAAGUCUGUGUUGCCCAGCGACAGCCCCAAAACAUCACUCUAGAGGAGAUAUGCAUGGAGGAAUGGGCCAAAAUACCAGCAACAGUGUGUGAAAACCUUGUGAAGACUUACAGAAAACGUUUGACCUGUGUCAUUGCCAACAAAGGGUAUAUAACAAAGUAUUGAGAAACUUUUGUUAUUGACCAAAUACUUAUUUUCCACCAUAAUUUGCAAAUAAAUUCAUUAAAAAUCCUACAAUGUGAUUUUCUGGAUUUUUUUUCCUCAAUUUGUCUGUCAUAGUUGACGUGAACCUAUGAUGAAAAUUACAGGCCUCUCUCAUCUUUUUAAGUGGGAGAACUUGCACAAUUGGUGGCUGACUAAAUACUUUUUUUCCCCACUGUAUAUGGUGGAUUGGAAGUGAUGCAGACAAUUACAUUGAUGGAAGCUACAAUCUAUCUGCAAUAUUAAAGCUGAUCUACCCCCUAAAAAAAUUAUUUAAAAAAAUAACAACAAAUAAAAGUAUAACACAUGACUUAGGCCUUUAUAAGGCUUCUGGCUUACUUUCUUAUGGCAGCACAAUGUGCCGGAUGAUGGCAUUCCAUAGCCCUCUGUUGUUAAUGACAGCUAGUAUGAACAAAUGCUUUAUGUUUUAUGUCCCCUAUUUUAUGUUUUAUGUCCCCUAUUUUAAGUACCCCAUAGCUCCAUCACUACAGAAUGGUCUGAUGGCAACAGAGAGGAAAUGGUUUAGUCAUGAGUAAGGCCUCAGACAAACCAAUAGCGUUUGCUGGCCGGUUCAUUCCUACUAGGCGGUGCCUUUUGGACCUCAUAACAUUUUGGGGAAAAAGUAUAUCAGAAAAAAAUAUAUAUAUCAGAAAAAGGACAUGUUUGACUUUCAGAAAAACGUAUUGGGUCAACAUAUUUUAGGUGCAUUUUCCGACCUGUUAGGUGCAUAAUCCUAAAGUGCAUAAUCCUAACAGGGUGGAACAUAACAGGAUGGAAAUCUGGAGCCUAAAUUAGCCAUAGCUCUGUGAGUGAGUAAGAUUGAGCUAGCAUAAUGGUGAACACUUAAACAGGAUCUAUCAAACAUAUUUUAAAAAUGUGGUUAAUUUAGCCUAACAGGUUGGAAAUGCAUGAAACAUGGACAAAUAGAUAAAACUGAGUGUUUAUAUUUAUUUAGCCUUGCACCAUUGUUUUCCCACCAAAGAAAUGAUGACACUUCCUGAAUGUGGUGUUAUUGUAGGAAGGGGUUGUUUUCUUGAAGGAGAAUUACAACAAACUAACAGGGUGGAAAGUAUUAUCAGGGACACACAUAAAAUCUUAAAUAAAAUAAUAAUAAAUACAAACACCAUGAAAAAAAAAAAACAGUGGUGAGAGAGAAUUUAACCAGGACUAUAAAAUAGUGAAGAAAGAUUUUAAGUAUUUUAUAAUUUUAUGGCUUAUAUUUAUUGUGGAAGUUGAUGAAUAACAACCGGGAACAUGGCAAAAACGCCUACAUCCACUGAAAUAAAGUGUUACAAAUUGAUACAAUUUCCUUUCAAGAUCCAUAUUUCUUUAUUUUUAAGGUAAAGCCUUUUGGAAUCCACAUUUUACACUAAAUAAGAAAUGAUGUUUCCUGGGGACAGAAAAGACGCAGCAUGGUAGGAAUGACCCGGCUGAGAGUACUUAGAACCUCUGAACAUAGUGCCUGCCGUAAUUUGCGAGUGCACACGGUUUUACAUGUAGAAUUGUGUGAUAAUGUCGGCAGUCAGAGAGGUCUACAGCAGGUGGUCCCUAAAACAGCGUGCUGAACGAUCAGCAGAUGAAAGCUAGAUCUACAUUCGGUGCGAUGUGUGCGAGCCUUAAGGGUUCAGACAGUGUUAUUGACUACAUCCAGACAGUGUUUGGUAGAGCAGUGUGUCAGAGAACACUAACAGGAAAGACGUGGUUUGCUCUGUGAGGUCUGGGAAGUUCUCACUUGCCUCUCUCUCAGCCUGCGUCUCAAAUGGCAGCCUAUUUUCUAUAGUGCACUAUUUUUGUCCAGAGCCCUGGUCAAAAGUAGUGUACUAGGGUGCCAUUUAGGAUGCACACUCAGUCUGAAUGGGGCUGUGAAUGGUUUAUGUGAAUUCUGAUUGUCUUUGUGUGUGAUUAAGGUGUGAGGAAGAGGAGUCAGCACCAGGGGCCUGAGGAUAUCUACCUGGACGACCUGAACGCUAUGGAACCUGACGUUGUCGCACGCUACUUAGGUCCCAAGAGGUAUCUCAUCAUGCCAUUCAUCCCAUGUAUUGAAGCCCUAUUCCUUUCAUAGCGCACUACUUUUGACCAGGGCCCAUAGGGUUGUGUUGCAGUGACUGACCAGUCUGUGGUUGUGUCUGUGUGUUGCAGUGAGUCCGAGACGGUCCCUAAGCACUGGGUGGAGGUUGGCCGGUGCGAUGGGUCCCAGUCUCCCCAGUCUGUGGGUAGUGCAGCGGCCGACAGCGGGACCGAGUGUAUGUCUGACUCGGCUGGGGAUCUACCAGACAUCACCCUGUCUCUCUGUGGAGGGGUCGGAGAGAACUCUGAAAUCUCUAAAGGUAAGGUGUCCUACUGUAUGUAAGUGUUAUAUUAUAGUGACUAGGGCUGUGUCCUAAAUUGCACCUUAUUUCCUAUAUAGUGCACUACUUUUGACCAGGGCCUGUAGGGAAUAGGGUGCCAUUUGGGACAUAGCCUAGGGCUUCACUUUGAUAAGUACGCAAAUAACUAACUAGUACACUAUUACUCACAAAUGCCACAAAUAAUAAUGUGAUAUAUUAUAUUAUAUGACAAUAGAGAUGCUAUAAUGAUGAACAGAUUAUGAUGCCUUGAAGAUGCAAAUGCUAUAAUACUUUUAUUGCAGAGAAAUUCAUGGAGCACAUCAUCACAUAUCAUGAAUUUGCUGAAAAUCCAGCAAUCAUCGACAAUCCCAAUUUGGUGGUUAGAAUUUCAAACCGGUGAGUCGUUACAGCCAUCAUACUCAUACUAAUUCAUAUUACUGCAUCAUUCUAAUUCUUAGACUGAAAUUUUGAACAGAAGUUCACAAUUUGUAGAUUUCCUUUAACAAAUCACAAUUCUAUUAUUAUACAGUUCCUUCAGAAAGUAUUCACACCCCUUGACUUUUUCCAAAUGUGGUUGUGUUACAGCCUGAAUUUAAAAUUGAUUAAAUUGAUACCCCAUUAUGUCAAAGUGGAAUUAUAUUUGUACACAUUUUUACAAAUUAAUUAAAAAUGAAAAACUCAAAUGGCUUGAGUAUCAACCCCUUUGUUAUGGCAAGCCUAAAUAAGUUCAGAAGUAAAAAUGUGCUUAACAAGUCACAUAAUAAGUUGCAUGGACUUUAACAUGAUUUUUGAAUGACUACCUAAUCUCUGUACCCCAUUAUCUUUAAGGUCCCUCAGUCAAGCAGUGAAUUUCAAACACGAUUCAACCACAAAGACCAGGAAGGUUUUCCAAUGCCUCGCAAAGAAGGCCACCUAUUGGUAGAUGGGUAAAAAUAUAAAAAAGCAAACAUUGAAUAUCCUUUUGAGCAUGGUGAAGUUAUUAAUUACACUUUGGAUAGUGUAUUAAUACAUUUAAAUUUUAGUCAUUUAGCAGACGCUCUUGUCCAGAGCGACUGCAUACAUUUUCAUAUAUUUUAUUUUUUACUGGCCCUGUGUGGGAAUUUAACCCACAACCCUGGCAUUUCAAGCACCAUGCUCUACCAACUGAGCCACACCCAGGCACUACAAUACAACCAGUCACUACAAAGAUACAGGCGUCCUUCCUAACUCAGUUGCCGGAGAGGAAGGAAACCGCUCAGGGAUUUCAACAUGAGGCCAAUGGUGACUUUAAAACAGUUACAGAGUUUAAUGGCUGUGAUAGGAGAAAACUGAGGAUGGAUCAACAACAUUGUGAUUACUCCACAAUACUAACCUAAUUGACAGAGUGAAAAGAAGGAAGCCUGUAAAGAAUAAAAUAUUCCAAAACAUGCAUCCUGUUUGCAAUAAGGCACUAAAGAAACACUGCUACAGACACUAGGAGGAAAAUUCACCAUUCAGCAGGACAAUAACCUAAAACACAAGGCCAAAUAUACAUUGGAGUUGCUUACCAAGACGACGUUGAAUGUUUUUGAGUGGCCUACUUACAGUUUUGACUUAAAUCGGCUUGAAAAUCUAUUGCAAGACUUGAAAAUGGCAGUCUAGCAAUGAUCAACAACCAACUUGAUAGAGCUUGAAGAACUUUUUCAAAGAAUAAUGUAUACAUAUUGUACAAUCCAAGGGAGCAAAGCUCGUAGAGACUUACCCAGAAAGACUCAUAGCUGUAAUCGCUGCCAAAAGUGAUUCUAAAAUGUAUUGACUCAGGGGUAUGAAUACAUAUGUAAAUGAGAUAUUUCUGUAUUUCAUUUUCAAUAAAUGUGCAAUAAAUGUCUAAAAACAGGUUUCUGCUUUGUCAUUAUUGGGUAUUGUGUGUAGAUGGGUGAGACAUUUUUUUAUAUUUAAUCCAUUUUGAAUUCAGGCUGUAACAACAAAAUGUGGAAUAAGUCAAGGGGUAUGAAUACUUUCUGAAGGCACUGUAUAUAUAAAUAUAUAUUUAUAUAUAUAUAUUUGUUAUUAUUAUUAUUUUUACAGAUAUUACAACUGGACAUUGGCAGCUCCAUUGAUACUAAGUAUGCAAGCUUUCCAGAAGAACCUGCCCAAGGUAGAUCACACAUUAUGCAUUAUGAAUGUAUGUUAUAAUGUCAACAUUCUGUGCAUAUACUCAUAAAUACUUAAUGUGUAUCUAAGGCCACAGAGGAGGCGUGGGUGAAAGAGAAGAUGCCUAAGAAGUCCGGCCGCUGGUGGUUCUGGAGGAAGAGCAGCGUCAAACAGGUAGGGUGUGCGUCCCAAAUGGUACCCUAUUCCCUAUAUAGUGUACUACUCAGGGCCGAUAGGGCUCUGCACAAAAGUAGUGACUCAACUCUGGACCUCGAAGCCAGUUACACUGCAUUUUUUAAUUGUUCCCCUCUAACCAGGGACUGAUUUAGACAUGGGACACCAGGUGGGUACAAUUAAUUAUCAGGUACCCCUGAUAUAGGGAAUAGGGUGCCAUUUGGGACAAACAAGUGCUCUUGCAGUACGCUUUAGGGCCACUGGUAUUGAUACUCUGUAGUACUCAUAGUGAAAUCGACCUUAACUGAACUGCUUUCCUGAUACUAUCAUUUGUCACCUUAAACAGAUGGUCCAGGAUUUUCACCCUCUCAUUCCUCAUGACUCUUUGUUUGUGUUUGGCAGGAAAUAGUUCCCAUGUGAAUCCCAUUGGAUUUGAAUUUCCAUUGUAAAUUAGCUUAAACAAAUCAGAGUGAGGAGAACCAUGUGCUAAUUGUACUGCAUGAUCUUAGGAAGGAUUUUGUCAUGUAGAAAAUGGGCAGUAAUUACACUAUAAAUCAAGGAAAAAUACUAGGCCAUAUAAAAUGUGUUUUGACAUGAUGGAUGUUUCAUUAACGGGUGAUUAAUGUUGUCUGCUCCGCUUUCCAGUCUUCAGAGGCCAAGAUGGACAGACAGGAGUCCCAACACAGAGACACAGAGAGCCCUGUCCUAGAUCAACAGAGUCCAGCAGUGCCACAGUGAGUCAGCUUAGCACCACCCUGUCUCACCCUGUCUGUCCCCCACCACCCCUCCCUGGCAUUGUUUCACAAGGGGUAGCCCAAUUAUUCACACGGUGAUGUCACCCGCCUCACCCAUAUUCUUCAUGACACCAACCAAUGGGAAACUAGAUUAGCCCUGGAAAAACAGUGAUUCAUAGGAAAUGCCCCUGAGAACAUGCAUGAGGGACCCUGUUUAAGAGUCUCAUCAGCGUUUUGUCUUUCAGUAAUAAAUAAAGCUCAUUGACAAUUCAGAGUGUUGGGAUACUGCCAUCUAGCGGCAGCAUAUACAAACGCUGGAUUUUUCAUUUUAAUAACUGAUGUCUAGAGAAGCGUCAUUCCUCUCUUUAUAUUUUCAGAGUAACUACUCACUAAUCAUAUUAGUUUAAUCUUAUACUGUUUUUAGGAAGUCUGAUGUUGACCUGAGGUUGUUGUUAUUUGACAUGCAGGCAGAAAGCAGUAGAAGACUCCUCCAGUGAUGAAGAAUCGAAAGAGCUCAACACAGUGGCACCUACUGAGCGUGUGCACACAGAGCUACCUGCAUCAACCGGCUCGCACUCCUACAAGAAGUCUCUCCGCCUCUCAUCUGACCAGAUAGUAAGAGCUUAUAACUUAUAAAGUGAUAUUAUUUAAAUCCUAUAAAGUGAUAUUGGCACAUAGAGUUGGAUAGAGGGCGCAUCUUUGCAUCCUUACCCUAAUAGCUUCUGUGACAGCAUGGGCAGCACCAUUGAGGGUUAUUGAGGGCAAGUGCACCCUCUGUCCAACUCUGUUUGUUAGCACCUGUGAGUACCCAGCAGAGAUUUUGGAAACCACUUCCUGUCACACUCUCUCAGGCACCAGUUUAUUUGUGUCUUCUCAUAGGUCAGUCUGAAGCUGAGGGAGGGGCCUAAUGACGUCACCUUCAGCAUCACCACCCAGUACCAGGGAACGUGUCGCUGCGAGGGCACCAUCUACCUGUGGAACUGGGAUGACAAAGUCAUCAUCUCUGACAUCGACGGCACCAUCACCAAGUAAAGUGGCCUUCAAUUCUGUUUAACUACAUUACCCAGUCAGUCCCCUCAGUCUUAACUCCUAGGCUGCAUCCCAAAUGUCAACCUAUUCCAUAAAUAGUGCACUACUUUUGGACCAGAACCCAUAUAGGGAAUAGGGUGCCAUUUGGGACACAGUCAGAUUCUCAGGAGACUCAACAUCUGAUAUGGGAUUAAGAUCCUCUCCUGAUCUUUUAAUCUCUCAUCUUCUGUUUGAUGCAGAAGGUCUGUCUGGUAAUCAGAUAAUGGUCUUCUGUCCAAACACAUGAUUACACAUGAUUACCCUUAAAGGGGAAAUCUGGGAUUCAAACAAAGCGGUUCUUCAAGAAUAAAUGGCCAGUUUACAAGUAUAAAAAUGGAUGUAUCAAUCCCACACUCUGAAAUGUAAAGGUGCAAGUUGGAACCAAAUAAGGUUGUUGAGAGCGAUGCCAUAAGGGAACCAUUUUAGGGCACCAGUUUAUUUGUGUCUUCUCAUAGGUCAAAUUAAAGCUGAGAGUCUGCACUUUAACCUUAUAGUCAUUGCAUGAUUUCAAAUCAAAACGUUUGGAGUAUAGAGCCAAAAUAAGAAAAAAUGCUUUACUGUCCCAAUAAUUACGGAGGGCACUGUACCUUGAAUUUUCUUUCGCGGGUGACUUUUCAUUAUCUGGAUAGACACUUGUGGUUUCUAGCUAACGUUACACCAAUCAAAGUGGAGCAUGUAGUGAAGCAAAUCUUUAGUGGUCAAAACCAUUCGUCUUUGGGCGACGGGGGGGAGCGAGUUUGCAAAAUGAUAUCAUAUCAGGCAACCAUUUAUAAACUGGUCAUAUUAUUUAUUUUUUAGUACAGACUAGCUAAAAAAAUAAGUGAAAAUUGACAAAUUAUCCAAUGGAUUAUGAGAAUUUUCUGGUAAAAAAGUGGAGGUGCAAAAACAGAAGUUUGCACCCCCUAUUUUUAUUUGCUCCAUGGCUCAGGCGGCCAAGUGGACCCAAGGCUGUUUGGCUCACCUCAGUCGCGAAGAGGAAUAACUUUGAAGCUGUUGCUGAUUAAUAUACAAUGCCAUGCUGGUGGGUGGUAACAUUAAAAUAAAACCCAGCCCUGAAAUAGUUUUAUCAUAGGAAAAGACACCACAUUCACAUGGAUUUGCACAAAGUGGGCAGUUUGGAUUUGUCACUUCAAGCCCAGAUAUAUCAUACUUUGACUAAAAUGAUUACUUAUUGACUUAAAUUUUUAUGCAACAUCAUGGGGUAAGCUCUGGCCAUCAUCUUUCAGCUUGAAAAAGUGGAUUUCUACUGGUGUGUGCGUUAAUAUCCCCCCAAAUUCUCCCUUUUCUUAGGUCGGAUGUGUUUGGCCAAAUCCUUCCUCAGCUUGGGAAAGACUGGACUCAUCAAGGCAUCGCUAAGCUCUACCACUCAGUGCAUGAGUAAGUAUGCCCCAGUCCAGGGCCUGCGUAUGUAUCAAGCGUCUCAGAGUAAGAGUGCUGAUCUAGGAUCAGGUCCCCCCUGUCCAUGUAAUCUUAUUCAUUGUGACCUAAAAUGCUAAACUGAUCCUUGUCAGCACUCCUAUUUGAGUUGCUUGAUACAUAUGGCCCUAGAACUACCAUUUCUCACAUCCACCACUUAGUCAAUGCAUGAAUAAUCACAUUCCUGUUUCACAUAAAAAAAUACAAUUCCAGUAGUUCAACAAUUAGAGAGCGUGGAUAGGAUAAGGAUCUAAUGUAGGCUCUAUAUUCAAGUUGAGAUUGCAGUUAUACUUCAAUAUGUAUGCCUACUGCCUUCAGGAAUGGCUACAAAUUCCUGUACUGUUCGGCGCGGGCAAUCGGCAUGGCGGACAUGACCAGAGGGUACCUGCACUGGGUGAAUGACCGGGGAACCAUCCUGCCUCGAGGGCCCCUCAUGCUGUCCCCUAGCAGCCUCUUUUCUGCCUUUCACAGGUACAACUCACUCUUAACUUCUCAGUUGGUUCAGUCUGCUUGGAAUUGUAAUAACGUUGUAAUAUAGUUACAUUUCAAGGCUUUUAGUUUCCUUUCUAUUUAACCUUCUAUCAGGGAGGUGAUUGAAAAGAAGCCAGAGAAGUUCAAGAUUGAAUGCCUAACAGACAUCAAGAACCUCUUCUACCCAAACACACAUCCCUUCUACGCAGCCUUUGGAAACAGAGCAAAUGUAAGCUUUGUUUUACCUUCUCAUUGUGUACUUAUUUUAGAAUAUGCUCAGAAUUAGGGUGAUUGUUAAGACUACUCUUCUGUUUCUGGCUCAGGAUGUGUUUGCCUACAAGCAAGUGGGUGUACCAGUGUGUCGGAUAUUCACAGUCAACCCCAAAGGAGAGCUCAUCCUAGAGCAAUCGAAAGGCAAUAAGACUUCGUAAGUAGCGACUUCACAGGACUAUAAUCAUAAUGACUGUUUAUCUCUCUGUAUGUCAGUAGUGUGGGUUUCUUUGGGAGUAUUUUGGCCAGAUUCAAUUGCCGACAAUGCACCUUUUAAAGGUGUUCAUGGAGAUCGUCUGAUGUUCGCAGAGAUCACAUUCACGGUAAAUGCUGUGGAUGUAGGCUCAAGCGUAUAUUACCUUCAAAGUCUAGUGCAGUGCGCUUGUCGACAACGUGCCUUUAAAUGAAUCCCGACCUUAGUCAGUAAGUACAGUAACUGUUGUCUAACCCCUUCCCUGUCUUUCACUGUAGGUACGGCCGACUGAGUGAACUGGUGGAGCACGUUUUCCCUUUACGCAGUAAGGAACAGAGCGCCACCUUCAGUUUCCCAGAAUUCAGUUCUUUCUGCUUCUGGAGACAGCCAAUCGCUGAAGUCUGUCUUGAGGAGCUGCUCUGAAACAACCAAUCGAUGAAGUGUGUCUUGAGGAGCUGCUCUGAUUCUGAUUGGACAGUUCCCACAGCUGUGGUAUUAUCAGGUAUUAAGGCGAUAACCAACAGACACUUUGGUAUGGUAGAUGCACUUUGUGUCUUUUGGAUGGAAUGAAAUCACUUGAAAUCAACCGCAUUCAUUGAAAUCGAUGUAAGCAAUAUUUGUAUUGCUUAAUAAUUGUAUGGGUCUUUCCAUGAUGAUUGCUUGUACUGCCUUAACUGAUGACUAUACUAUGUGUCUUCUGAUGCUGAAUCAUAUUCCAUUGUUUAGUGCUCCACAGGUUUAAUAGCAUUCAUUGAUAAAUCAAUAAGAACUGCCUCUCAUGAUCAAUUUAGGCAUACAUUCCAAUACAGACUGUACAGCCAUUUUACAAUACAAUGUGAAGAGAAAGAAGACAGGCUUAGUUGUAAGGUUAGUUAGUUAUUUGGCUUGAGUGAAAAUGCACUCCCUAUGUUGGAGUGUUCCGCUGUUUGGGAAGGCCUUACGGUAUAGUGUAUGCAUGCUAUGCUAAGUUUUAACUAAGGGCUCUAUUCAAUCCUUAUCGUGGAAAUUCAGUGUUACAGUGUGAUUGAAA
Coregonus sp. 'balchen' is the source of this 21280-nucleotide messenger RNA. NCBI's taxonomy places the organism in Eukaryota, Metazoa, Chordata, Actinopteri, Salmoniformes, Salmonidae. The record is from the annotation of a GenBank genome assembly.